AUGGUCCUCGCAGAAGUCUGUAGUGUCUCGUGGCGGCGGUUUGCGGUGUUAAAAGCACCUGUUUGGAAACGCUUCCCAAUAGCAGAGAAACGGCUGUGCGUAAGCAGCUGGGGGAAUCGUAUAGGAGUAAGUGCCGAAGCAAAUCACUUGCGACCGCUACAACGGGGUAAGACUGUCAGGGUGAAGCCCUUCAAGCAGGUAAAACAUCGUGAAUUACGUGCGGACAAAGAACUGCUGCCUCAGAAUGAGGCGCUCAACGAGCAUAUCAUUAGGAGUGCAGGAGGUUCACAGGCCGCUGCACGGUCAGCCGCGGAGGCAUCUUGCAUUGGUGAGGAUAAAGCAGAAAGUGGUAAUGCACGGUUGGUUCAACACGACCCCGCAACGGUGGUGACACUCGACUCCCAAAGAGAGGAACUGCAUCUCGACCGCUCGCAGCGGGAAUUGCUUUGGAAUGCUCGCAGGCGACAGUACCAACAGCUUCUCGUACGCAUUGUCACGUGUAUGGAGUCUCAUCUCGCGCCCAUCGAAAAGUGUCAUGUUUUACUCGCAUUGCAUGAUGAAGUUAUCGACAAACGGAUUCGUCUUCGGGUAGACACAUAUGAAGAUAUAUUUCACGUGUUCUACGCCGUGGGAACGCUGGGUAGCUCAUCACCUUCACUAGAUGCUGAAGAGGUAGCUGGUCGCACCGCAAAGGCGGCACCGAGCCUCCUGCCCGCUGAGUUUGUCAGCCCCAUCAUCGCAGCGGCAUCCCUCCUCACGGGACCGAUGCUCCAAAGCCUUUGGAGGGUAUAUCGUUACAUGAUUGAUAGCGGAACAAAUCCCACAUCCCGCGUGGUGCAGCAUGUCAUGGGAAUACUCGAAAGACACCGCAAGAAAGAUGUCGUUGUGGAGGCGCGCGCACACUCCCUCAUGAUGGACCUUGACCGCUUUCACCUCGCACCUACGGAGUACACUAUAGCCUCCUACAUUGGCGUGUGCGACGUGAACGCUGUGAUGCAUCUGGCGGUAGCGCGAGUUACCGACUAUCGCACAAGGCACGAGCGGCAAGUGUCUGCCGGUGUGUGCGCACGGCUUCUGUUUGGGUUGAUGCACAACCAGCAGCAUGACGAAGCGCUCGCGUGUUUGUCUUCCAUUGACAGCACAGUUAUUACACCGCAACUUCUCAACGCCGCUCUUCACGUGACCUGUCACUCGCGUGAUCCGCUUUCCGCCUUUGCUAUUUAUAAGAGUGUGAUGGGACGGCCUGGUGGUAGGGCGAGUGGGAUGGCGCCCAGUGAACACACCUUCACCAUUCUACUGGAGGCGAUGGAGAAGGCACAGUCGUACGGUGAACUCAAUUACUUUCUUCGCGAAAUGCGCCGCUUUCGUGUAAAGGGAAAUGGUGUGACACUCAACAAGAUACUUCGCGUGCUGCUCAAGCUGAAUCGAUAUGAAGAGGCCUCUGCACUUUUGGUGACAAUGGACAAAAAAGGCGUCACGGUUUUUGACGAGCUUCGACAAGAGUACGCAACGGCCGUGCGUGCUCCCCUGAGGGAAGAGAUGUGCAAAAUUACCGAAGACGCGAACGCCGCCACAGGUCGGUGA
This is a messenger RNA of Trypanosoma brucei brucei TREU927, 1584 nucleotides long. RefSeq lists its product as hypothetical. Lineage: Eukaryota; Euglenozoa; Kinetoplastea; Trypanosomatida; Trypanosomatidae. The coding region runs from base 1 to 1584 and encodes 527 amino acids. The record is from RefSeq and is a predicted model, not a curated record. Gene Ontology annotation, molecular function: protein binding. The transcript has a single exon.